AUGGAAAGCAAUCAUUCUUCAGUCGAGGUGCUGGUCAUUGGGUCAGGCAUUGGGGGUUUGUCUGCGGCCAAAACGUAUCUCGAGCUGCAACCAUCCACAGAUCUCCUUAUUGUCGAACAACGGAAGAGCCUCGGCGGCGUGUGGGCUUACGAGAACUGCUACGAAGGCCUCAAAACGAAUAAUUUAUCCGGCACUUACGAGUGGCCAGAUUUCCCAAUGGAAGCGGAAAAAUACGGCGUCAAGGUAGGCGGCCACAUUCCGGGCAUGGCUAUGCAUAAAUACAUGGUCGACUUUUCUAAGCACUUUGGCCUUUACGAGCGCAUCGAGUUCCGCUCUACUGUCCUCGAGGUCGAAAAGAUGAGCGACAAAAGCUGGAACGUGACGAUCGAGACAGCUGCCGCGGAUGACUCGAAAUCAAUCCGCGUUAUCAACUGCACGAAGCUCAUUGUUGCCAGCGGUCUCGCCUCCAAACCGAAUCCCAUCACACUACCCGGUCAGGAGCAUUUCGGCCGGCCGAUCAUGAAUCAGGGCAAACUUCGCACCGAGGGUCAAGCUGCGGCCGAUGAUCCCAACGUCAAGUCAGUCACCAUCAUUGGCGCCAGUAAAUCAGGCUACGAUGCAGUCUUCCUCAUGGCGUCCCACGGCAAAAAGGUGGACUGGAUCAUCCGAAAGUCCGGUGGCGGAGCCUCGGCCAUGGCGCCUCCAUGGAUUCCGCUACCAGGUCGGGGCAUGGUGAUGAUAGAGCACGCAGCUACCAUGCGCUACUACACAUGGAUGUCGCCCUGCAUUUGGGGAAAUUACGACGGCUUCGGCUGGAUCAGGAGCUUCUUCCACGGCACCCGGAUUGGUCGGUGGCUGACUUACCACUUCUGGGAGAAGCUUCGUUUGGAUGGCGUUGCGGGCAAUGGAUACAGGGAAGACGAAUCAAUCAAGCAUUUGGAGCCGGACGAAGGGCUGUUCUGGACUUCCCGCGUUGGUAUCCACAACUAUACGACGAAGGAUGGAUCAAUCCACGAAUACGUCAAAUCCGGACAGGUGAAAAUCACCAAAGACGACAUCACAGAGCUUGCACCGAACGGGACCAUCAAUCUGGCCGGCGGAGGCCAAAUCUCGACCGAUUGCCUAAUUCAGACCACCGGCUGGAGCCUUCUCCCUUCUGUGAAAUAUUCUCCGGCUGGGAUAGAAGCCCAGAUUGGUGUCCCACACAUACCCAAGGAUGAAGCUGAAGUACGCUUUUGGAGUGAACUGGACCGAAGAGCCGAUCAAGAGAUCCUGCGCCGCUUCCCCGCUCUUCAGAACCCGCCGAAGAAAGUCCUCCCCUACAAGUACGACGAGACGCCAUUGCGUAUGUAUCGUGGCAUCGCCCCACCCGGAUUGACGGUGGAAGGUGACAAUAGCAUCGCCUUCAUCAAAAUGGUGCACUCGACAUCGAAUUUCCUGAUCGCGGAGGUGCAAUCUCUGUGGGCAUUUGCUUAUUUGCAAAACAAAUUGCCUAUCGAUCGAGACCGAGUUUUCUGGAGUACAGCACUAACCAGUCGCUACGGGAAGGUCCGGUACCCAUGUGGCUUUCCCCACGAGUUCAUCUGGGACGUAGUCCCUUACGCCGACAUGCUGCUGACGGAUCUGGGUCUCCGGAGAUGGAGGAAAAACACGUGGACCUCCGAAAUUUUCGACGGUUAUGUUGUACAAGACUACAAAGGGAUAAAUAGAGAGUGGAAGCAGAAGUUCGUCAGUGCUGCAUAA
Neohortaea acidophila is the source of this 1743-nucleotide messenger RNA. RefSeq lists its product as uncharacterized. The coding region runs from base 1 to 1743 and encodes 580 amino acids. The record is from RefSeq and is a predicted model, not a curated record. The transcript has 3 exons. NCBI's taxonomy places the organism in Eukaryota, Fungi, Ascomycota, Dothideomycetes, Mycosphaerellales, Teratosphaeriaceae. Gene Ontology annotation, molecular function: oxidoreductase activity.